Molecule: messenger RNA, 1987 nt
Organism: Culex pipiens pallens (northern house mosquito)
Lineage: Eukaryota; Metazoa; Arthropoda; Insecta; Diptera; Culicidae
Exons: 2
Coding region: 810-1520 (236 amino acids)
Source: RefSeq, a predicted model, not a curated record
GUUGUUGGGUUGUCGUGUUGUUAUGUUGUCAUGCUUAAAUUUGUAUCUUUGCCUCCUUGAUAAAGUUGACUACUUGUUUCAUUCCUUCCUCACACUCGUCCAUGAGGAUUUCUUCUAGCGGCUUCAUGUACUCCAGUACUUGAUACUCAGAUCUGAUGUUGUUUAAUCUCGGGCAGUAAUAUAAAAGAUGAUUCAGAUCUAGGGGGGUGCCACUUCGGUUCUGGCGGAUUUCUCGCGUCUGAAACUGCUGAAACUGCGUGAUCGGCUCCGUCGACUCCAGAUCCGAUCCGAACCCACGAUUUUUUUUCCAAUAAAAGUUAACUAAAUCCAUAUAAGCGUGUACCACUCUGCUGAGCUGUCAAUCGUUUUGUUGUUUUGUUUUCCUCCAGUUUCAUCACAAAGUGCGAACGUGUUCAAGUUGAAAGGUGUUUGGCCAACCGAGUCAUUUCCACGGCGGCCAGUUCUCGCUCCAGCAAGUGCGUCUUAGAAGCCUUCCCUCUUUUUACUCAUCCUGGACGAUUUUCCACCAGUCAGCGGGCAGCGGAACAUCCACCGUCGGUUUGAUUACGCCGCCUCCGGUGAACCUGCUGGUGAUGAGCGAGGCACUGGCGAAAGCGGCGCCGUGGAUUCUUGCGUGGCAACAGCGAUUGUGAAAUGGACAGAAAAGGUAGGAGAGGUAGAUGCAAAGUUCGGUUUUACCUUGAAGCAGAACUUGCAAAAGGGCACAUUGUAGAAGGGCCGGGGAGCGCAAAUUAAGGUCAUCGAGCAACUUGGGUGUUGUUGCGGUGGAGGUGCUUCGGGCGUGCCAAAUGAAAGUAUCUUGCGAACUAGAUCCGGCUCCGAUCGGCAAGAACAUACCCGCCCCGAUAGAGGAAAUGUUCCAGGCCAAGAUCCGGGGCGUGAUGACCGAAAGCGGCAAACAGUUUGUAACGUACUUCCGUCCACGAAGGAACGCUUCAGAAGUGACGUCACGACCUGGUCGAAGAAAUGCGAAAGACAAAUUCUCCGCCGACCAGUCGCCUGUUCCGUCCUGGUGGAACUCGCACAUCACCUACUCCCUGCCCGCCGCCAAGAACAACUUCCAGACCACGCACGGUCUCGUCCAGACACAUCCGUCCUUUGGAAAGCCGGCCCAUCGGCCAGCGGGAUCCCAUCGAUCGCCAACCCGAGCCCCCGGUCUCCGUUCCGUCAGCUGUACUUUAGCACCAGUGCCACCCCCCGAACUCCGCCUCAAUCCCAGCUUGUCCGCUCGGACGAGUGCCACGAAGGAGAACCGCCGAGGAUCUGCUACUACUCUACCGUGGAGUACUACAUCGUGCUGGGAGCGUAAGUUCAUCGAACUUCCAAAAAUCCACUUUCUCAAGACUAACCACCUUCUUCCCUUCUCUAGUGCAGGCAGACAGGAGGUCGGUCGGAGCGAUCGAAGCGCUUCAAGGAGGUUUGGUCCAAGCUGGUGGACACGUGCUUCGAGGAUGUUGGUGGAAUGGACAAGGCCUUGUGCCAGCUUAAGAUUGGACUAAUUAAGAUCGCCACCACGGAGUCGGUCGCGGUUUUUCCGCGGAACUCGAUCGAGAGUAGCCGCCAUCACAAUUAUCGUUUUCCAGCACCGCGCCCCGGUAUGAACUAAAGGUUUCGCCACCGCUAGACGGAUUUAUCCAUAUCGUCGGACAAGGUAGCAUUAAGCACCGAGAGUUCCUCGACGUCGCCGCUACAUGAAGACAGCUGCAACGAUUUACUAAUAUCUCCUCACUCGGAGAGUCGCAUAUCGACGUACAGCGUGGAGCUGAAGGCGCUACCGAUGGAAAAACCGCUGACCAGUAGGUUGUCCUAGAUAAACAGCGUAACGCCGAUCAGGAAAGCGAAUGCGCGGUACAACAAAGGGUGCCGAGCGGGUGUUCAGCGGCAUAUGGCCACGGAGAUAUUUCUUUCAUAUUCUUAGCUGCAGAAAAAGAAUAAAAUUUUAUUUACUACAAAAAUGCACACUCAU